AUGAGGAUGACUAGAAGAAGAACUAAAGCAAUGCAUAGGCCAGAGGUAAUUCAGGAAUCUCAGUCUGAAGAGGUGGAACAUGCAGAAACAAAGUCAGAUGUCAGUGAUAGCUCAGAGAUGCAAAUUACCAGAAAUGAGAAUGCAACCGUUGAUUCACCGCAGUCGGUCCCUGAACCUCAAGCUGAUGGGGACGUGUCAGAAGCAGAAUCAAACUGCUCUGCUGUGUCUGGUCUCCAGACACCUCUGUUUGUAAGAGUAACAAGGCGACGACAAAUUGUAGUUCCUUGCCAACCAGAUUCUCCUAACAGAAGAAGACGUGACAGGACAGCUUUUCUAAAUAAGUUAAACAAGAUUCUGGAUGAAGAGGAUGUCUCUGAAGCUGAGUCUUGCUCCUCUGCUGUUUCUGGUGCCCAGAUGCCUAGUGUUACUAGAACUACAAGAAGCAAGCAAAGCAAGAAGAAAUUGAAACCAGAUACAGUUCAUGAAGCCCAGAGUGAAGAUAUUUCUGAUGCAGAGUCAUGCAGCUUAAGUUCCUACGUGGAACCGUCCAUCGCUGCCAAACGAAUUACUAGAAGCAUGCAAAUGAAAUCACAAGCAGAAAACGCUAAGCAGACUGAGAAAGAAAGUGUAAUUGUUUCAGAAGAUGAGAAUGUAAUGGAGGAAACAGCUAAACCUGAGCCAGUGUUAAUUUCUGAUUCUAGACCUGCUGCAGAACUUGUCUCUGACACAGAAGAUGCUUCCUCUGUCACUGAGGAUAAUCGGGAACCCAGUUCACCUAAAAGCAAAUGUUCUUCCAAAUCUGCCAAUACAACUCCGAGUAAAGACAUGAAAGAAGAGUUCUUGAAUUAUUUGACACCCAGCAGUCUCACAAAAAUUAAACAAAGUGACACUGAAUCUCCUGGGAAAAAAGCAAUUAAAAUUACACAGACUGUUGGGGUAGAUGGUUCAGAGGAAGCAUGUGGCCAAAUACAAGAACAACACGGUGAAAUACUUGUGAAGGAGUGGAAAUUAAAGCAUGUGGAUCUUUCUUUGACUGAUUGUGUCACUGCAAAACAAUUUUCAGAAUCCCAAGAGCAAGUAACACCAAAGGAAAGUGGAAACACUCUGGAAGGCAACAGAGCAGAUGGCGAGGUAGAUGCACAGCAGUCUUUCACCCAUGCUGAUAAAUUAAGUAAAGAUGAGCAACCCAGUGCAGCGAGCAGCCCGCAAAAGGACACAGCUGUUGCACAAAGAACUGACAGCGUUGGAAGAUGCAGGACGCUUAAAAUCGGUGUAGACAGAGGUGAAGACCAAACAGGAGAAGACGCUGAAUCUGCAUCCCACAGCAGCAAAAGAGCAAGCAGUGAGAACAGUUCUGUUGCUCUGUUUGUGAGCAGAGAUGAAAGUGAUGAGUCUGAAAAUAGUGAUGUGGCUGACAUAGAUACACUUGAAGAUAACCUGUGUUAUAAAGAGGCUCCUUCUUCCCUCCACAGAUCUUUAAAAACCAGUUCACUGCAUGCUGAAGGGCUUUUUGUAAUCGACACUGAGCCUGGCAUGAGUUCCAGCCAGAAGUAUUACCUAGAUCAGGUACACCAAGAUAGUGAUGCUGAAAGUAGACAUGAAGGAAGUGAACAAGGUGAAGAACCCUCAGACCUGGAAGAGGCUGAAGAGGAGCUGAUAGAUGAGGAUGAGAAGGAUGAAGACGACGAUUUGUUGAAAAAUAAGAGCGAUGUUUUACAUCUUUCCAGCAGCAUAGACCCUGGUUUGAAUAUCAAGAAGCUUGGAGGUUUAUAUAUUAGUUUUGAUGCAAAACAGCAGAAGCCUAGUUCGAGUGUAAUUAAACAACCGAAGGAGAAGAAGAGGGACCAGCUGUUGCAGAAGAGUAUAAUAACUCCAGAUUUUGAAAAAAAGGACUGCGUCCCACCCUUCAGGGAAUCGCUUCACCAGCUGAAGAAACAGCGCAGGGCAGAGCGAGAGAAAACAACGGGUGAUGGUUGGUUUGGUAUGAAAGCCCCAGAAAUCACAAGUGAACUGAAAAAUGACCUUAAAGUUCUGAAGAUGAGAGCUUCGUUGGACCCUAAGCAUUUUUAUAAGAAGAACGACAGAGAAGGUCUACCCAAGUACUUCCAGGUUGGGACGGUGGUUGAUUCUCCCAUAGACUUCUACCACAGCCGAAUCCCUAAGAAACAAAGAAAGAGAACAAUUGUUGAAGAGCUGCUCGCAGAUUCUGAGUUUAGAAGAUAUAAUAAAAAGAAGUAUCAGGAGAUCAUGAGUGAAAAAGCAGCUUUUGCAGCAGGGAAGAGGAAUCGGAAGAAGAGGAAAUUUCACAAUUAA
Molecule: messenger RNA, 2313 nt
Organism: Mesitornis unicolor (brown roatelo)
Lineage: Eukaryota; Metazoa; Chordata; Aves; Mesitornithiformes; Mesitornithidae
Gene: DNTTIP2
Product: deoxynucleotidyltransferase, terminal, interacting protein 2
Exons: 6
Coding region: 1-2313 (770 amino acids)
Biological process (GO): RNA processing
Cellular component (GO): nucleolus
Molecular function (GO): RNA binding
Source: RefSeq, a predicted model, not a curated record